AUGACCACGAUCCAUCCUGUUGCGGACGACCCUUUUCACAAACCAAUCAUUGCGUCUCCUCUAUCGGAACAGAACUCUGGUGCUACUUGUACUACAGAACCCUCUACUCACGACCACGAGUCAGCAACGAGCUUGUGCAAAGUGGACAAGGCCCCCGAUAGUCUGAAGGACGAACAGCUUUCUCGCGUAUCCUCCGCGACGGCUUCCACCGUGGCAACGUCAGAUGAUGAAGAAGACAGCGUGGUCCAAAGCGUGGAACAGGCAACAUUAGACGAAGAAGCGAUCCUUAUGGAUCAAGGCUCGGAAUCUCAAGUCGAGGAGUCGACUGCCACAACGAUUCCCAAAAAUCUUGCAGAAGAAGAAGAAGAAACGUCUACUACAACUCUUGCCAAGAAACUGGACGGUUCUGUGAGCUUUCUUGAUAGUGAUGAUGGUGAUCAUAACGACGGCAAAUCAGAAAACCUAGAAGAAAUCGGCCACAGGUCUUCUUCUACGGUCCGCUUUGGCUCGAUUGUAAUGAAUGGAGUGGACGUGGAUGCCUGGCAGGAAGAACGGGAGGAAAGAGAAAGCCAAAAGUCCUGGUGGGAAAAACACGCCGAUUGGGUCCAUCGAAGUUUGUUGCAGGAACAAGUGGAAGAGCAAAUGCAAAAAUUGCAUGCCACGCAAGAGCAAGAACAAGAACCACAAGAGGGGGAAUCCACCACGACAAAACUACUGACAUCCACUCUCUACCCCAGUCCCACGGGAGAAGGAGUGUCGGUGAGUAUCAAAUUUCGGGAAACCCAGUCCUUUUACACCGCCAUACCAUCCUUUACCGAAUUCAAGGACAUUACACGCGACAAUCAUUUUCAAUUGGCACCUGCCGACUGGCACGUCGUCAUUACCGAUGUGAAAGGCUCCACCAAGGCCAUUGAAGAGGGCCGCUACAAAGAUGUCAAUACCAUUGGGGCCGCCUCCAUUUCGGUAGUCCUCAAAUUGUUGGAAGAAGAUGUGCCGUUUGUCUUUGGGGGAGAUGGAGCCACACUUUUGAUUCCUCCUACCGAUAUUGGGCGGGUCUUGGAGGCGCUCUUGCGAUUACAGCGCUUGUCCGAGCAAAACUUUCAACUCGGGUUACGAGUGGGACACAUUUCCGUGGGAGAAGUGCACAGCAGUGCGGGUGGUGCUGCUCGGAUUGAAGUGGCCAAACACGAAUUGACCGCGGGACGAUGCGUUGCGGUCUUUCGAGGAGGAGGUCUCACGGUGGCCGAGGCAUGUAUCAAAGGACAAGAGGACAAGUACUGUGUGGAAUGGAAGCAUGAUGAAGAUGAUGUAGAACUGGGAGGACUGUCGUGUCGAUGGAAUCCAAUACCCAACAAACGAGGAACGAUCAUGUCUCUGCUGGUCUGUGCCCGCGAAGGGGAAUCCCCGGCAAAAGUAUACGACCAAGUUUUACGAGAAUUGGACAAAAUCUACGACGGGAAACUGGAUGAAGCCAAUCCGGUCAAUACAGACUUGCUCUACUACAAAACAGUAGGGCAGUGUUACGAAGACGAGAAACGAUAUCACACCAACCACUGGACGACAAACUUUAUGGAACGAGUUUCCGAGAUUUUCCUGGCCGUGGGAAUUUUUGGACAUCAAAUGGAUACCAACCUUUUUGAUCAUAAACACUACUUUGAAUCCAUGAGACAACAUGCGGACCAUCGCAAGUUUGACGAUAUGCUGCGAAUGAUUCUGGAUUGUUCCGAUGAACAAGCACAAUCUAUUGAAAGACUCCUGGGGCAGCUCCACAAGGACCAAAUGCUGCAUUACGGAAUCCACCUCUCGGACACGGCCCUCAUGACGUGCUAUCUGGAAGAUGUUGUCGAUGGCCAGCAUAUACAUUUUAUCGACGGAGGAGAUGGAGGGUAUGCCAUGGCGGCCAAACAGCUCAAGGCCCAGCUCAAGAGCGAUUUAGUACAAGCAUAA
This is a messenger RNA of Seminavis robusta, 1947 nucleotides long. NCBI's taxonomy places the organism in Eukaryota, Bacillariophyta, Bacillariophyceae, Naviculales, Naviculaceae. The record is from the annotation of a GenBank genome assembly.